Paramuricea clavata is the source of this 2824-nucleotide messenger RNA. NCBI's taxonomy places the organism in Eukaryota, Metazoa, Cnidaria, Anthozoa, Malacalcyonacea, Plexauridae. The record is from the annotation of a GenBank genome assembly.
AUGCUGAAGCUGAAAGAGUUUAACUGCGAGAAUAGGAUUAAAACCAAAGCAAGAACACUGCUUGGCAUUGAUCAGCUUGAUAAACUCAUAAGGAUCAGUUACGCAAAAAUUCCAAUUGAACAGUUCGAUUUUGCCGCUGCGGCGAAACUAUUUUUAGAAGGAAAGAGUAAAAGAAUAUAAAAUUGAAACAAUAACGAUUAUAACGUUAUCAAAACUUACCUUGUGUCAGUACUAAUGUAGUACAACUGUGCAAGAUUGUUUUCUUGCCAGUUUAAUAAAUGUUUUUUUUUAUUGGCCAAUAUAUGUGGCAUAACAAAAUAAUAAACGUUAUUAGCAACUGAAAGCGUUCGUUAAAUGUUGAGAAAAGAGAAUAUAACUAUAUAAGACUAUUAAAACAUUAAGAAAUAAGACUCUUAUUAAUUUUUUAAUUCUUUUAAAUCAAUUACUGUAAUGUAUAAAGUUGCAAUAUGAUUCUUCUACAGUCUUAAUGAUUUAUUUUACAUAAUACACUUUUUAAAAUUAUGAUUUAAAACCUCUAAAUUCUGCUCAACGUGUUCUCGAGAUGUCUGAGUACCUAUAAAGACUAUAAUUAGAUCCCCCAGACAAGGUACGGUAUGUGUCGUCACUAUUCCUUCAAAAAUUGAAUGCCAGAAUCCUGGCUAAAAGCCUGGAUACAACUCCCACAGUUGGAACCACAUCCAGGCCUAAGCAACCUGUUUCCAAUGUCCCACCUGUUACAUCUGACAGUGAUCCACUGCAUGGUGUGAAAAUCCCAUGCUUUGUGAUCAAAUCACCUGAGUUGCAAGAGACCUACCUAAGAGCUGCGUGCCAUUCAGCACAGCAGAGAUUGGAUCACUUAUAUCCUUUCUGUAUUAUUGACUGGCAUACAAAGAGAAGUUUUUUGAAGGUACAGUAUGCUAACCAGUUUCAAUGAGGGGGACAAUGGAGAGUGGGUGUUUCUAUUUUAUAACAACAGUAGUCCAGUAGGUACUGUAGAUUCACUGAUGUGAUUGUUGUGGCUAUUGUUCAUAGCCAAAUGUUACUCCAAAAAAGGUUAGAGGUUAUACAAAUGUGCCUAAAAAGUAAAUUAAAUCUUUGUGAUUAAAUUGGAAUUUUUAUUUACAUCCUAGACACACAUGUUACAAUCUCUAGCCUUUAUUAUAUCCAUCUGUAGCCAACCUUGAUAACACAGUUUUGUGUUACUCCAAUAAAAUAAGGUUUAUCCCCAUAAAAUGUACAAUAAGGUUAUCUAUUUGUUUAGACAAUUUUCAAAAAACUGUACAAGAAUUCUGGAAGAGAAAAGGGGACACUUCGCUUCUUCAGAGAGAAGUUAAAUCGCAGAAAUGGGACUGUUGACGACAAACACUUUGAGGACUGUGAGAAGCUGUUCAUCAGUGUUGGUAAGUGCUUUGUUAUUAAAGCCCUAUUGGAAUUUUUCCAAAUGGAUGAUCCAAGGUGCAAAUCAACAGCGAACGGAACUCAUAGUGUUAACGUCUUCAACAAAGCCUACAGGAAGACCUACAUCAAGGAUAUUCUGGACCAGUUCCUUGAUGACUUUAUUUUUCAUGAUGAAAAUAAGAAGGUGGCAGAUGGUGUUUGGUGCUAUGGUGUCAACACCACUAAGUCUUUCAUGGUGCUUGCAGAUUUUAAGAAUGCUGUUUCCCCUGGCAAUGGUGAAUACAUUUCGAUCCUAAGGAAGCAGCUGUUGACCCAUUUCUUUGCAAUGCCUGUAUUUAACAAAUUUGCAAUUCAAAUCAUAGACAGAUUUUGUAGGGGGGUCCAGGGGGUGCUACCCCCAAUAUUAGCUAUAAUCGCCCCAAACAAAAUGUCCACCCCUCCAAAAACCCCCCCCCCCCAAUAUUUGGCGUAAUAAAAAAUAAUCAAAUAGUCCACUCCAAUGUGCAGAGUGUUGAUGAUACAAAAUAAACGUAGGGGUACACUCAAAUAGAAAAAGACAGUGCAAUACUCUGAAACUAAUCGCUCCUCGCUUGCAUUCACUUAUUUAUUGGAGCAAUUGUAAAGUUUUGAAACUCUAUUAUCUCCCCUGAAUAGAGUUUUCAGUGCCUUGUCAUGCAAUAUAGCUUUUAAUUCUUUAGUUUUUAAUUCUUUUAGGAAAUAGACUUGCCUAGAUUUAAUCUUUAGCCCCCAAAUAUUAUUUACAUUGGAGUUGCAUCAUAAAUUGUACUCGGAUUCAAACGAUACAAUGUCAAUUACUUUAUAAAAGUAAAAGCAUAUUGUGUAUUGGCCUAUUGGGUUUACACUUUUACAGGUUCAUUUAACUUCAACUCCCUCAAGUCUCAACAGACAAUCGGACAUGCCAAAUCCAUUGAUAUGACAACUUCAAAAAACUUUUUUUCGAAGCUAGAAAUCAUGAUUUUUCUCAACUUUUUCCAGGGAUAAUUUGUUUUCUGCUCUCUAGACUCCCCUUCGCUGCUCUAGUGCUCCACCCCUAGAAUAUAGACCUUACUGGGGUUUGGUGACACUUUGUGUUGCUUCAGUCACCUGCUCACAGCUCACCCCCCUAAAAUUUCUGGCACCACCCCAGUAAAAAAUAUGAAAAUCUGUCUAUGAUUCAAAUGCUGAUCAACAUCCUCCAGUGUGAGGUGUUAUUGUCGGAAGCAGAGGCUCAUCACUGGAAGUGGGCUACCACAGUUUGACAGUUAACUGGAACGGUGGUGUUGGUUGCAACAUUGAGAUAGACCUCUUUCAGCAAAACAGAAACUGCGAGAUGAAGAAGUUGAUCAGGUCGAUGGGUGCCUACAAGACAGAGAAAGCGAUUGAGAGAGCAAGCAAAGCAUCUGGAGAUGUCUCAAAGUUUGUGUAA